AUGCAUCCCGAGUUCUGCUGCUACCUCGUUUUUAUUCUCAGCGAAGUGAAAGACGAGCAGGUAGCAAAUCGCUCUUUGGCCGGUCUGAUACUGAAGAAUUCGAUCCGAAUCCUGUGGGGUCGUUUGCCGGAGCCAGUGAAACAGUAUGUGAAGAACAAAACACUGCUUGCAAUAUCCGAUCCACACUCGUUGAUACGCGCCACUGUGGGCAUCAUUAUCACAACGAUCGUCGUGCACGAAGGCAUCGCCCAAUGGCCCACUUUACUACCGAUGCUCUGUAGCAUGCUUGACAGCUCUGAUGAGCACCUGCAGGAGGUUCACUCCGCCGAUAUGCUUGGUCCUCAAGAACAUUUGAACACGCUAAUUCCGAAGCUUUUGUGUUUCUUCAAUUCACCAUCCGCCAAACUCAGAGCGUUGGCGCUGAAUUCGGUCAACUGUGUUUUGCUGGUGCAAACGGAGCCACUGAAUAACAUCAUGGACGUCUUCUUGCAGCAGUUAUUCGCCCGAGCAAACGAUGCUGACACGGUAUAUUUUCAGUGUUUUUCCCCUUUUUACUUCACAUCUAGUAAUAAUUCUUGUUUCUGUAUCUCCGGUUGUAAUUUCUGGUCAAGUACGACUGUGUGGUCGGCAGAAAAAUAA
Gongylonema pulchrum is the source of this 639-nucleotide messenger RNA. NCBI's taxonomy places the organism in Eukaryota, Metazoa, Nematoda, Chromadorea, Rhabditida, Gongylonematidae. The record is from the annotation of a GenBank genome assembly.